Molecule: messenger RNA, 751 nt
Organism: Pyrgilauda ruficollis (rufous-necked snowfinch)
Lineage: Eukaryota; Metazoa; Chordata; Aves; Passeriformes; Passeridae
Gene: RNF7
Product: ring finger protein 7
Exons: 3
Coding region: 476-751 (91 amino acids)
Biological process (GO): protein ubiquitination; ubiquitin-dependent protein catabolic process
Cellular component (GO): nucleus; Cul5-RING ubiquitin ligase complex
Molecular function (GO): zinc ion binding; cullin family protein binding; ubiquitin protein ligase activity
Source: RefSeq, a predicted model, not a curated record
UGAUAGCUGAGUAAUGUGCAUAGAAUCUUUAAUAUAAUUUUAUUUUUUACUUCAUUACCAAGAUGGCCAAGGUGCACGCCACUGCCGAAGUGUUUCGCUUAUUCUGUUAGCAGUCUUAGGAAAUGUGUUGAGUUGGAAGAUUGGGUUGUCUCCCCGUCCUCAAGGCAGCCCGGACCACUGGUGAAGUUGUGAUUGAUUCACUUGCACGCUGCGGACGAGAACACCCUUCCCGAGAGAUGCCAACCUGGCACCUGCUGGGUGUCCUGCUGAAGCCUAAGAGGUGCUUGAAGGCUCUGAACGCGGCGGGUCUCCUGGCAGGGGCUCCUCGCCCCGCGGGCCCUCCCCGCGCUGCCGCCGCCGCCGCCGCCGCCGGGCCCGUCCCGCUGCCGCGCCGCGGGCGGGGCUGCGCUGCCGCCGCCGCCGCCGGAGGGUGGCGCUGCCGCCCGCGCGGCAGCCGCGUCCCCGCCCCUCCGCCAUGGCCGAUGUGGAGGACGGGGACGAGCCCGGUGCCCCCCACUCGCUGCCGGGCUCCGCGGGCUCCAAGGCGGGCGCCCCCGACAAGAUGUUCUCGCUGAAGAAGUGGAAUGCGGUGGCCAUGUGGAGCUGGGACGUGGAGUGCGACACCUGCGCCAUUUGCCGGGUGCAGAUGCCUGUCUUAGAUGUCAAGCUGAAAACAAACAAGAAGAUUGUGUUGUGGUUUGGGGAGAGUGCAAUCAUUCCUUCCACAAUUGCUGCAUGUCCUUGUGGGUGA